GAGUCAGAGGGGAAAGCGUCCACAGAUAAAAAUCUUUGACCAACAUCCAUCCUGUCAGAGCAUCUUUCUUAUCACCCGAGGACCGUCCUCAACUCGGAGUAUCAAUUCCAAACUCGUCCCGAUCCCUGUCCCACCGCUGGGAACAUCCCUUCGGCCUGGAUUCACUUUUCUUCUCCAUCUGUGGCAACCUGUUACUCAGGAAUCCAGACGGUGCUAAAUGGUAAAUGAAACAAAACUGACAAGAGGUAAUUUCUCUCUGGAUUAAAAGCACGCAUCAGAGGCAGGUUUGCUCCAAGUGACAGAGAUCGAAGGAAAUAUGACGGCGCUGGCAGGAGGUUUGCCCAGAAUGAUGAGACCGACUCCUCACCAGAACUACACACGGGGAGGAUACUCCCUGGAAGUUUCCACUCCGUUAGGACAGGGUCGGGUCAACCAGCUCGGAGGAGUCUUCAUAAACGGCAGACCUCUCCCCAACCACAUCCGCCACAAAAUCGUGGAGAUGGCCCACCACGGGGUCCGGCCGUGCGUAAUCUCCCGGCAGCUGAGGGUGUCCCACGGCUGCGUCUCCAAGAUCCUCUGCCGGUACCAGGAGACGGGCUCCAUCAGGCCGGGAGCCAUCGGAGGCAGCAAACCAAAGCAAAGUGCUUCUCCUGAAGUGGACAAGAAGAUCGAGGAGUACAAAAGAGAAAAUCCCGGCAUGUUCAGCUGGGAAAUCAGGGACAAACUACUGAAAGAUGGAAUCUGCGACAGGAACAACGUCCCCUCAGUGAGCGCCAUCAGCCGCAUCAUGCGUUCUAAGUUUGGAGGAGUUGGUGAGGACGAGGAGGAGGAUGAUGAGAUGGUGAAGAGGACGCUAGAGGAGAGCGAACCCCGGACAAAACACAGCAUCGACGGCAUCCUGGGAGACAGAUCAAGCCACUCAGACGAGGCUUCCGACGUGGAUUCGGAGCCAGGCCUACCUUUAAAGAGGAAGCAGCGCCGCAGUCGGACGACCUUCACCGCGGAGCAGCUGGAGGAGCUGGAGAGGGCCUUUGAACGCACGCACUACCCAGACAUUUACACCCGAGAGGAACUGGCUCAGAGGGCCAAACUGACGGAAGCUCGAGUUCAGGUGUGGUUCAGCAACAGAAGAGCUCGGUGGAGGAAACAAGCAGGAGCCAAUCAACUAAUGGCUUUUAAUCACCUAAUACCAGGUGGUUUCCCACCAUCAGCUAUGCCAGGCCUGCAGCCUUAUCAGCUGUCAGACAGCCCUUACCCUCCAACCUCUAUACCCCAAGCAGCCUCCGAUCAGCCAAGUACGGUUCAUCGGCCUCAGCCUCUGCCUCCCACCUCCAUGCACCAGAGCGCGCUCAGCUCAUCCACAGCUUCCCAGGAAGGAGGCUCAGGAUAUUGUCUUUCUUCUGGAAGACACAACUUCUCAGGAUACUCAGAGAGCUUUGUGUCCCAGACAGGACAUGCCAACACUGUUAACCCCAGCAUCAGCAACACCAUCUCACCACAGGUUAUGGGCUUGCUGAACCCGAGUGGAGUGCCGCAUCAAUCCCAGAGUGACUUUGCCCUCUCCCCUCUCACAGGAGGCCUUGAGCCUAAUGGAGCCAUGGCUGCUAGCUGUCAUGGCUCUCAGCGCUUGGAGGCCCUUCCAAGCCUGAGCAGCAUGCCUGCCCUACCAAGCACACAGUCUUACUGCCCACCUUCCUACACCUCCCCAGGAUAUGCUGUGGACCACCACCCUAGCUACCAGUAUGGACAGUACAGUCAGAGCAAGGUGCCUUUCAUUAUAUGAAGCUUCAACGUGGACUAGGCAGGAAGCUCAUAUGCAUAUGCUGACAUUCCUACCCGGAGAGCACUGCCAUCCACUGCCUUUGCCAACUUCUCCAGUCCUGGGGACAGCAAGACCAGUAGUGGGGGAGGUGAAAGGGUUUACUUGGUUUUACUUCAUCAGAAGCAGAGACACUUUGAAUGGUGUGAUGGAAAUGAAGCAGCUGGUUUGUAAUAAAUGAGGAUUGUAGGCACAGACCUCCACCAAUGCCCAUCAUGCCAUGCUCCAAGGACCAAGCACAGUUUUUUGUGUGAUUCAGGAAAAAAAGGAGGUGGGGUAGUAGGUAUGAACUGUAUGUUCAGGACAUUGUAUUUAAAUCUUAAAAUAUGGCAGAGAUGUAAUUUGGACUUUUCCACCCUAGGGGCCUCUGUUGCCUUUUGUGGUUGAAGGGUUAAACUGGAUCAUCACAAUUUCUUACUGUAUAUUGAUGAGACUCAUGCAUAUGAAGUUGGACAUCAAAAUGUGGCUGCUUUUGGAAAUCUAGCAAGAAAGCAUGAGCUGAAGCUAAGUGACGUCGGUGCAACCCAAAAAAAGUGCAAUACAUUCAUACCUCAUGUGCUGUAAAUGAACACAGUUUGAGGGUUUCCAGUUCUAUCCUUGAUGAACUGCUCUCUCUUUACAGUGGUAUAAAAUUUUGGGUGUGCGCAUUUAUCAGUCAGGGGAACUUAUCAAGCAAUGGAUAGUAGUGAAUGUAGUCAUGCAGUCUUUUGCCAAAAAAUAUAUAUAAAUAAAAUUCUAAACCAGUGAAUACAAUAGUCAGCUUGACUGUUAAUUUUUGUUGUUGCUUUGCAUGUUUAUUUAGUUGUUACCAAGAACCUGCCAAUUUUUAGUUGCCUUCCUUAUUUAUUAAAUGUUGCUCAAUUGUUUUUUUUACAGUACAUUUUCUGCAAGUGCUCCGCUGUUCUUAAGUCUGACACAAAGUCAAUUAUUCCCUUUGUUUUGUAUGUUUUUUAAAAAUUUACAAUUGUGUGAUAUUUUUGUUAUUGUACCAAGUUUUGUGUAAAGUAUAGCACUAUUACUAUUUAUAAUAAACAAUGUACAAAAUGCAGAAAGUUUA
Messenger RNA from Girardinichthys multiradiatus, 2876 nucleotides. RefSeq names its product paired box 3a (gene pax3a). The transcript is spliced from 9 exons. Bases 317 to 1783 code for a protein of 488 amino acids. Gene Ontology annotation, molecular function: DNA-binding transcription factor activity, RNA polymerase II-specific; RNA polymerase II cis-regulatory region sequence-specific DNA binding. Gene Ontology annotation, biological process: anatomical structure development; regulation of transcription by RNA polymerase II. The record is from RefSeq and is a predicted model, not a curated record. Lineage: Eukaryota; Metazoa; Chordata; Actinopteri; Cyprinodontiformes; Goodeidae.